Molecule: messenger RNA, 246 nt
Organism: Blepharisma stoltei
Lineage: Eukaryota; Ciliophora; Heterotrichea; Heterotrichida; Blepharismidae
Source: the annotation of a GenBank genome assembly
AUGGCAAAGACAUUGCCUCUCAGAUGAUUUAAAUUUGUCUUAUUUUUCCAAGAGUCGAUUAGAAAUUUCAUUUGUUUUUAUUUUUGGGUAAACAACCUUUGUUCAACCAAACAGCAUGCAACAGAAUUGCAUAGCCUACUAAAAACUGAAGCCAAAAAAUCAGGGAGAAACAUCGUCACAAAACUCUACUUCAGAAGCAUCAUAGCAUCAUGCACUGAAGGAGAAGAAAAGUGGUGCUCGGGCUAA